Molecule: messenger RNA, 4610 nt
Organism: Coregonus sp. 'balchen'
Lineage: Eukaryota; Metazoa; Chordata; Actinopteri; Salmoniformes; Salmonidae
Source: the annotation of a GenBank genome assembly
UGAAAUUCACUCAUACGCAACAUGUAAAUAGAGGCUCUUUUUUUUGCUGGCGUUCUAUAAGAACUCCCCCUUGUUCGGCCACCAAUUUGUGCGCAUCGCCCUCGUGCGGCAAUGUUUGCAAACACAGAAAGGAGUCUAUACUGUUAUGUUUUUCAUCAACGCGUGCAGGACCAAAAUGGAGGAAAUGUCGAAGUGCUAGCACUUGUUAAAGCACGAGCCACUCUAGCCAAACGAUAUCCCCGCGCGUCUUUGUGGCUUUCAGUAGAAUUAGCUAGCUACCAAACCCUUCUGCAGGACCAUGAGGGUGUGCAAACUAUAUUUUUAUCCGAUUAUAAAAUAAUAGACCCUACGUAGCAAGCUAGUUUGCUAGCUAACUAAAUGCUAACUAGAUGCUGGGAGAGUUUUUGUUACCUUGUUUGUCCAGUACAGUUAGUAAGUUAGCUAGCUGAAAUUGUGUAUGUUUUUAGAUAUCUAGCUGGUGAAAAGGAAGCCCAGCAGUCAGGCGCAGUGCAGUAUUUUAUGUGUCAGUCAGUUGUAGUAGCUAGUGUCGAGGUUGCCAGUGAUGGAGCAACAUGGUGCCCAGCGUAGCUAGCUAGCACUUUUCGUCUGUUAUUUAGACCCGCUAACGUUAGCUGUUAAUUAUGUUGGUUGCAAUACUGAUAACACUUCUUUCUGUUACAGGACGAAGUCUGAUCCAGGCUCAAUGAAACAGAAAAUAGGCUUCAAUGACACUUGACUGCUUUGCAGAAAAAGCAGUUAUUAUGUAAUGUUAGUUCAAUAACACCUGCGUUUUAUUCGCCAUGACUAUGAGAUCCACUUUGUUUGCUAAUGCAGGAUUUAAGCUGGACACAGAGAAACUUGACUUUGACAAAUCACAAGUGGGAACUGCAAACGUCGUGAAUUCAAUAACCAUCAAGAGAGAAUCCUGUGACUUUGUCAUAGAUGUCCAUGACGUACAUGGGGCCAUCCACAAGACUGGAGGGGAGCUCCUCAGCAAAACAAAGAUCCUAGACCAGAAUUACAUCAUUCGGGCCCCAGUGGCUGCUCAAAAUAAAGCGGGAGGGGCACUGGCUCAAGGCGACAAUUGGGAAAGCACAGGGGUGCUGUCAUCCUCCGUCAGACAAAUGGGGGGUGAGGGAAUCCCAAUUAAAGGUAAACUCAUUCUGAGUGACAGUAUGGAUAAUACAGAGUUGGUUUCGAACAAUAACUCCAAGGAUGCUGGUACUAUUGAGAGCACCAGAGGGGUCUCCCCUGGAGGAGUUGUCAACACUGCAUCCAUUGAGCUCAGCACAGAGGGCAAGUGGAGGAACAUCAGGAAAACCCCUGCUAACCCCCACACACAGGCCACCUGCCUCCAGCAGAUUCUCCUGCUUCAGCUGGACUUGAUUGAACAACAGCAACAACAGCUGCAGUCCAAGGACAAGGAGAUAGAUGAGCUGAAAGCGGACAAGGAGACGGUAUGCACGGUAUCUGGAAGUGUCUAAUUGUUUUUAGAUGACAGUAAGUCUGUCAUUUCUUUAGAACCAAAUCAUUUAUAAAAACAUGUCUGCAUACACAGUUGCUGGCGCGUAUUGAGCGCAUGGAGCGCCGUUUGCAGCUGACGAGGAAGGACCCACGUGAUAAGCGCCUAUUUCAGCCACUAGAGCCCUGGACCCCAGAUAAAGAGGACCUGUGGGAUCUAGAAGUGGGUGACAGCCCACAGACUCCCACCCCUAGGUCACUCCACUUCAGUCGAGGCGGCAAAGGCCUCAAAAGGUAACAGACCCCAAAUACUACUCUGCAUUCACUUAUUCUCAGUCAAACUAUCUUUCAUUCACUAAUAUCUCUGCUCUGCCCAUGCAGGAAAUUUUGCUUCCUGGACUCCAAAAUCCAGAAGUCGCGAGGAGGCAAAGGCUCCAAGUUCGUCGCCUCUAAGUCAGAGUGUGGAGCUGGGUCUCCACAUCAGAGGGAGCUGCGCAGUAAAGAGACCCCAGAGAAGAUGGGGUUUGGUCGGUCAGCGGUAGAGAGGGAUACUCUGCAACCAAGCAAUGAGGACCCGGAGCUCACCGCUCGGAUGGAGGAGCUCCCUUUCAUGUCGACUACUGAGAUGUACCUGUGUCGUUGGCAUCAGCCUCCCCCCUCCCCCCAGCGCGAGCCGUCCCCUUCUCCGAAGAAAGAGGAGGUUGUAGCCAGUGAGUAGACCCACCACACAAGCCAGUUGUUCAGUUCCAAGUGUAAAGCUGUGUAGUAUUGCCUCACAAUGAAUAAUAAUGUAGAAAUCCAAGUAGUGUCGUAAUUAGGCAUAUGUCUCUUAUACACUGUUCUGUCUUCCAGUCCCCUCCUGGAGGGAAAACAGUAUGGAGCCCUUGGAUGAGGAGGCUGCCAGUGACAUCCCAGAGGUUAGAGAGGAGAGCACACUGGCUAUACAAUUACAGAAUAUUUUAGAAAUAAAGCCUGUAAUGCCACACACAAUAUCCACCUCACCAUUUAUCCAUGCAAAUGGUCCUUAACCACAUCAACCAUGUUUUUUUGUGUUGUUAUACCAAGAUGUUGGACGACAGUGUAUUUUUGAAGCGCCACGCAAAGCUGGAGUUAGAUGAGAAGAGGAGAAAAAGGUACAAAUGGGUUUUAUGACUUCGAAGUUACUCUCAAUGCCUCAUGAACCAUCUUUAUCUUCACUCACUAAGGCUCCUUUAAUGUUUUGUGUAAUUCAAUCUUGAUUUACUACAUUGAGCCACCAGCGUUUUCAUCCUUUCCUUGCGCUCUCAUCUUCCCCUCAUUCCCUCCGUAACUGUGUCCUGUUUUUUGUAGAUGGGACAUUCAGCGUAUACGCGAACAGCGCAUGUUUCAGCGUCUGCAGCAGCGCAUGAACAAGAAGAAGGGGAUCCAGGAAAGUGAGCCAGAGGUCUCGUCAUUUUACCCGGACACUGAGGAUGGUAUGACUGGCCACGUCAUCUGCUGUCCUAAAUAUGUUUUCUUCUCAGAACCGUAAAGUUGCACCACCUUUAAUACUGACAUGUAGUUACAGAAGUUUUACGAGCAAUGUUUUCAUUGCGUGCAGACAGACUUGAUUCAUUUUCUUUCCCUUCUCUAGUCGAGUCCAUAAUCAUCACCCCUUUCCUGCCUGUGGUGGCCUUUGGCCGGCCAUUGCCGAAGCUCACUCAACAGUAAGUAAUGAUUUCCACCACCGGUAGUUCUGCCCCUCUCUCUGUCCACUGCAACACUUGUUGUAGGUUCAGUUCAACAUAGAGGAAAACAUCCCCAUCACACAUCAUGGCACCCUUUUCCAAGCACUUGGUCCAAACAAACACAUCUAUGCAUUUUUGUGUAUCUUUCAUUCAAAGGAUAUAGUUAAGCAAUAAGGCCCGAGGGGGUGUGGCAUAUGGCCAAUAUACCACGGCUAAGGGCUGUUCUUAUGCACGGCGCAAAGUUGAGUGCCUGGACACAGCCCUUAGCCGUGGUAUAUUGGCCAUAUAUCACAAACCCCCGAGGUGGCUUAUUGCUAUUAUAAACUGUUUACCAACGUAAUUAGAGCAGUAAAAAUAAGUGUUUUGUCAUACCCGUGGUAUACAGUCUGAUAUACCACGGCUGUCAGCCAAUCAGCAUUCAGGGCGCGAACCACCCAGUUUAUAAUUUGAUAUACCAUUCGUUUGCAGAGAUGUUAUUUGUUUGUCCAUUUGUUAUUUAUUUUAGUCAGGUUUUGAAAUUUUCCUAUAGGUUCACUUUUCUGUUAGGCUUGUCGCUGGACAUUUCUUUGUACAGUGAGUUAGGGGAUAAGUUAGGUAUGUAAGUCACUAUUCCCACUAGCUUGAGUUCAUCCAUUACUAUGCAUAAUUUAUUUUUCAAGAUGGUACCAUGGUGGCGGGGCAGGGCGAGUUUCACAGAAAGACCUUUCAUCAAAAUGCAAGUAUUUAUUCUUCCCCAUAAGUAUGUAUUUUUAAGUUUUAAGCAAACCGAAAAUGUUACACCCAAAACACUUGUCUCAAAGGCAAGCAUUUUCUUGCCUAUUCGUUCCUCUGGUCUCAAAGAAGAGGGCAUAGCUCUAAUGAUUUAGAAAAAGAGGGCAAUAUGAAUGCACACUGGUGUAAAUUUUAAAAAGGGUUUUAUGAAUGAUUGUUAAUGCCAGUUUCAAGACAACAUGGUGAAUAAAAAAAAAAGGGACUUUAGCCUUAACAUAUAAUCUGAAGGGGUAAAUAUUGACUGGAUAUUUAUAUACCAGUAGUUUUGCAAAUCCUUUAAAGAAAAUGGACAAGAAAGACAAAAAAAAUCUCUAUACAAAAACGCAUUUUCAUAGAUAAGAAAUGUUAUUUGUCCAUUCUAACAGUCAUUAUUAUCAACAUGUCUGCAUAUUGAGACAACACUGUUCUAUAGAAUGAGUCUGAAAACAAUUUACAGACUCUUUAUUCAACACAUGAUGUGCCAAUUGGAUGAUAACCCAAUGUGAAAUGCUUUUCAGGUUACAAGGGUCCAAUUUUCCCGGUGACCUUCCCCUUUCCUUGUUCCUCCAGUCAUCUUUUCAAUUUCUGAAUUGUGUCUUCCGCUGUAGGAACUUUGACCUGCCUUGGCUUGACGAGCGAAGCCGCUGCCGCAUCGAGGUGCCCAAGAAACACACGCCACACCGGACCUGUCGG